Helicoverpa armigera (cotton bollworm) is the source of this 810-nucleotide messenger RNA. RefSeq lists its product as uncharacterized. The transcript is spliced from 6 exons. Gene Ontology annotation, molecular function: peptidyl-prolyl cis-trans isomerase activity. Gene Ontology annotation, biological process: protein peptidyl-prolyl isomerization. NCBI's taxonomy places the organism in Eukaryota, Metazoa, Arthropoda, Insecta, Lepidoptera, Noctuidae. The record is from RefSeq and is a predicted model, not a curated record. The coding region runs from base 1 to 810 and encodes 269 amino acids.
AUGCAACAUUAUUGGAACCGAGUGGACUUCCUGAAGAGAGUGCACAGAGAAAACAUCAUGCUGUACAAUCUUAUUAUAACUACGCCAUCACGUCUGCCAACGACAGUGGAACUGAACAGAGAUUGGGUUCGUAACAAGCGCAAAAUCGUGAUGCAAGCAAACAACAAGUUUGUGCUGUUCUCACCUGUUCCAUACGAGGAGAUGGAGGACCAGGCCUUUAAAGCUGCUGCGGAUGUGAAGAGACCGAGGGUAUACAUAAAGCUAGGCAUGCGCGACGGCGCGGCGAUAGGCGAGCUGUGCAUAGAACUGUUCACUGAAGUGUGUCCCGACACCUGCAACCUGUUCCUGGACCUGCUGGACGGAGACACCCUCGGACAUGGAUACGUUCAUACGUGCUUUUUUAGGAAGGUACCUCACCUGUACUGGAGCGGUGGCGACGUGAUCUACAACAACGGUUACGGGUGCUACGCCCAGCGCGGCCGGGUGAUGCCCAUCGGAGCUGAGAACUAUCACUAUCCGCAUUCUAUGGCCGGUUUGUUGUCGAUGCGAGUGACCGUGGACGAUGAGAUGUGUGGCAUGUUCAACAUCACCUUCAAGCCGUUACCUCAACUGGAUUUGCGCAACGUCGUAUUUGGCAGAGUAAUUCGGCCAAGCAACACAUACAACAUUAUCAGGGAAAUGGGCAAUGCGCUCAGUUCCCGCCCCGUGAUCGAGAUCUGGGCGUCCCGGCGGAAGGUAGACGGACGCUGGGUGAGAGGCGCGCCUAACACUAAGCUGCCGAAAAGCCCAGUAUCGUGGAACGUUAAGUAA